Messenger RNA from Hypoxylon trugodes, 2431 nucleotides. RefSeq names its product FAS1 domain-containing protein. Gene Ontology annotation, cellular component: fungal-type vacuole membrane. The transcript is spliced from 2 exons. Gene Ontology annotation, biological process: macroautophagy. NCBI's taxonomy places the organism in Eukaryota, Fungi, Ascomycota, Sordariomycetes, Xylariales, Hypoxylaceae. Bases 613 to 2064 code for a protein of 483 amino acids. The record is from RefSeq and is a predicted model, not a curated record.
AUUAAAACCGGGGAAUGACAAGACAGGGAUAGCUUCCUAGGGGAAUGGAUCCAUCUAGACACUAAAAAGAUUCCUAUUGGCCAAUCAGAAUCAACUCGAAGACGUAAGACUUUCAAGCCUCUGCUGCAGCUCUACUGUACCUCUACUGUAUGUAUUUAGGUACCUCCGCUAUGCUUCUGCCUCUUAAGUACCUACUAGGCACCUACGUAAGGCGUAAAGGGCAAUCAACAAUGACGCGAAGACGAGGAGAAAUCACCUAGUAUGUAUCUAUACCUCCCUCUGUAUCACAAGCUUCAAGCUCGAAUGAAAUCCUUCUUCUCCGUGGACUGAUUGCGUGUAAACCACGCUUUUAUUCUGGAGCCUCCUUUGUAACUCCCUCUCUACAUUGGCUUGACGUUGACGUCAACGGCCAGAGACUAAGCCCCUGUUUCCUCUGGGUUGAAAAAGGACAUCCCAUAUCCUAUCAUAUUUUAUGUACCUAAACCCAUAGCCUCUCCCUCCACUCCGUAGAUUCCGAGUGCUUUCACAAAACUCGAUCUCCAAGUGAGAAAGAGAACCUUGGAACCUACAACACACAAACCAUCAUAGGAUAGGUAUCUACAUAAUAUCAAUAUGAGAUACUCAACCGCAAUCUUGCCCUUUGUGGCUUCAGCUGCGGCCAUCAUCAUCCCCGACGAAGCCACCGCAAAGCAGCUCAUUCUCGAAAACGAGCAGAAGGCGGAGAAGACAGUAUCAUCAUGGUUAGACGACGCUCUCCCCGCCAUCGAGGAUACUUUCGAGUCCGCCCGCGAGGCCCUUGAAAGACAGACCAGCAGGCUCAGUGGCCUUUUACCUAAAAUUGAGGUUGGCACCGAAGGGAUUGACGAUAUCCUCUCACCAUCCGACUACAACUCGGAUGCGGAUAAGUCGGGACCAGGCCGUAGCACAAAUCUGACAGUAUACCAAUCAAUCAAGGCCUCGAACUACACCAAACACUUCGCCAAGAUCGUCGACGACUUUCCGGAUAUCGUGGAGAAGCUAAACAGCACCUCGUCUAACAUAACACUCUUCGUGCCUACCGAGCACGCCUUCAAGAAACUCCCCAAGCAUGUCAAGGAGCACAAGCCACCUCGGGAGUUCGUCGAGAAGAUCCUCCAGUACCAUGUCGUACCCGACUUGUACCCCGUCGGCCGCGUGCUAGCUCACCACACGCUACCAACAGCUUUCGAGGAAGAAGCUCUCGGCGGACGACCUCAACGACUCCGCGUUAGCGUCAGCCUUUUCGGCAUAAAGGUGAACUUCUUCAGCAAGGUCAGCUGGGCCAACCUGAACACCAAGAACGGCGUAGUCCACGGCAUCGACAGCAUCCUCGUCCCCCCACCCCCAGCCGGCCGCUUGAUAUCCCUCUUCCCCACCAAAUUCUCCACCCUCGAACUCGCCGCGCAAAAAACAGGUUUCUACCGCCGUCCCCACGACAACACCACCUACCCCUCGCUCACCGGCCUCACCGUCUUCGCCCCGACAAACACAGCCUUCAAAAAACUAGGUCCAGCCGUAAACGCAUUCCUCUUCAACACGCCCAAGGGGUUACACUACCUCGAAGCCCUUCUCGCGUACCACGUCGUAGCGAACGAGACUUUAUACUCGGAUGAGUACUACGGCAAACAAUCAUUCGCCGAUUUCUUAGAUAGUGAUUACAUCAACGAAGAUGAGAUCGAGGCUUUGGGAGGCGAAGUCGAGGGUGAAGAGGGAAAACCUAAUGGACAUUUCCACCUUGAUCUACCGACGCUACUUGAUGAUGCGCAUUUGGCGGUGGAUAUCGCGCGUUGGUAUGGUUUCAUUAAGAUCAAGGUUAACGGACGUGUGGAUGUAGCGAUCCAGGAUGGACUGGCGAAGGAUGGUGUUUUGCAGGUUGUGGAUUCGGUGAUUAUCCCGCCGCAUAAGCAUAAGAAGGAUGCAUCCUCGUCGUCGUGGGUUGAUGGUGAGAUCUCUGUUGAGGAGCUUGUGGAGAGGCUUGAUCCCUAUAUCAAGAGUGAGGAGAGUAAGAAGAAAGGUGAGAGUGAGGUCGAGGUUGGUGAGUUGUAGAUGAGAUAAGGCGUGGGAUGUAGGAUGUAACGUCAUGAAUGAUAAGAUAAGAUGGGAUGAGAUAGGGGCUUGGAUGGGGCGAGUCCCGUGAUGAUGUAGGUAUAUGAUAUGAUAUGAUUUUGGGGAGGGUGUGAUAUGAUACAUGAAUUGGAUUGGCAACAGGACCAGGGCAUAUGUCUAGCUGUUAAGAACACCACUCUAUGCUACACAAAAUUAGAAAAAGAUGGAAAGGGAGCUCGUUAACGAUAUAGCAUCGCGCCAUUCAUUAGGUUGGUAGACAGUUUUGCAUGGAACACAGGGGAGGUUUCUUGCAUUGACUAGAUAGCUAGACGGGUAUAAGCAAUAAGAAGACAUUACACCGUGAAAC